Molecule: messenger RNA, 3591 nt
Organism: Trichoderma aggressivum f. europaeum
Lineage: Eukaryota; Fungi; Ascomycota; Sordariomycetes; Hypocreales; Hypocreaceae
Exons: 2
Coding region: 1-3591 (1196 amino acids)
Biological process (GO): phosphatidylinositol dephosphorylation
Molecular function (GO): phosphatidylinositol-4,5-bisphosphate 5-phosphatase activity; protein binding
Source: RefSeq, a predicted model, not a curated record
AUGUCUUCCCCCAGUAUAGAACAGACAGAAGGCAGCGGGCCUGAUGGCACUUCCAUUAAGCCCGUCUCCUCCCUCCUCGCCCGGUUUGAGAAUAUGAACAAAGCCGGCCCGUCGCAAUCCCAGUCCCAGCCCUCUCCCGCUCCUGCUCCCGCCCCUCAAUCGCGGAACGUCUCGCCGGGGCCAAAGCCGGAUAGGUUAAGAAACCUCAAGGCAUCCCAAGACACGACGCCUACGCCCAUUUCCCCAAUCGCUCCCGCGAAACCAUCGACUCUGAAGGAUCGAGCCUUUGUCACGGCUUCCCCUGCAAACCGAGAUAGAGGGGCACCGAUCCCACCGCCUCCCCUCUCUACACGGCCACCGCCUGUAGCGACGAAACCGCCGGUGCCCAUUCACCCGCCCGCGGUCACAGUUCAGCCUCCUCUAUCACCCGCCAAAGGAGGCGCGCUGAAUGCUGCUCCGGGGGAUCAGUCACCGUUCCUAGAUCCGGUUACCAUAUCCUCUGCCCAGUCGAGCCGAUCCCCUACGCCCCUCAGAAUACCAAGUCGACCGCUUACUCCUACCGGCAGCGGUGGUAUCAGCGGUACCGCAACACCCCGAUCGCCAAAGCAAGGGAUUUCGAAAGCCCCAUCACCACCGCCUCCUAGGCGAUCGGCUGAGCUGAAGCGAGAAAAGGAAUUCAAACCUGCGCCGCCACCGCCCCCUGCCUCACGAUCAGAGAGAACAUUGAUGAGAGCAGCUACGGGUAUUGAGACGAGAGGGAGGCCGGCUACGAAAAGGCCAAGUCGAUCCCAGGAAUCCUCUCCUAUUGGUGAGGCGAGAAUCCCUGAAAGGGUGGAAGAAAACCCCCCCGAAUUGCCGGCGCGACCAAAGCUACCGCAACAGAAUGAUGCACCGAGUAGGACAAAGCAGAUUGCAGGAGCAUUUGAACAGCCAACCCAGCCAAUAAUCCGCCCUUCCUUGUCUGUGCGGAAGCCGGCGCGCGAAGGAGAGCCUAAUGGCCUUGCCAGGGGUCCCAUCACUCCUCAGAUAACGGGCAGCGCUCGCCCUGCCUUGCCAGCACGACCUCAAACCACAGACAUCCCUCCACAGCCAGUAGCGAAUAAUGGAAUGAAGCCACCCCCCAAACCGCCGCGGCCAUCUGGACCAACUAAUACGCCGGUUGCUACAACUUCUGUUUCUACGUCACAACCUCCAGCUCCUAAUGCAAACCGAGUCGUUUCCAAUCCAAAUGCCCAACAACUAUCACUAAAGGCGCAAGGGCGGUCCAUGACAAUGAUGGAAUUAGGGGCGGCUGAUCAUGCUGCUUUGGACGCUCGCUCCUCUCCGGCUCCGGCGCCCGCUGCAAGUGCUGUUGUAAAACAACACUUUCCGACACCUGUUGCAAAUGAAGGGGGGGCUGGAGGAAUUAUACCGAAAUCCGAUCCCCCAGCUCAAAUCACAGCGUAUCCCGACAGCUCGAGUACCAACCGCCGACCUCCAUUUAUCAAGAAGGGUUGUUACGAGAUCCAGCCAAAGUAUGACCCUCGUAUUUUCGACGUCUGUGGACAGUAUGUUUGUACUACCGGCCCCCUGACUCGUGUUUGGAGUCUGUUAGAUGGAGAGCAGAUCGUCAGCCUGGCGCACACGGAGGGCGUCAAGGCCACUGCUGUGUCGUUUAAGCCUUGUGCAGACCCCGACCAAGAAGGUUCCAAGGUCUGGAUUGGCACCAAUGUGGGAGAGAUUAUGGAGGUCGAGAUUCCGACGCAGCGCAUACUGCUUUGCAAAGCGGGCAUUCAUGGGAAAUCAGAAGUCACCAAGAUAUAUCGACACUUGGACGAAAUGUGGACUGUUGACGAAGGCGGCAACUUUCACGUCUGGGGCCCAGACAGCGAUGGAGAACCGAACUUGAACAACCACCCGCACCAAACUUUCAAGGUGCCAAAGGGCGAAACUUUCUCGAUGGUGGUUGGGAACGAGCUCUGGCAAGCGACCGGAAAGCAGCUGCGGAUAUUUGCUCCCACCCGAGAUAACCGCACUGCAUUCCAGGUUCUGGCAAGGCCAAUUACGGUGGAGGGCGCUGGAGAUAUCACUUCCGGAACGCUAAUGAAGGGUUUCCCCGGCAAGGUCUUUCUAGGACACGUUGACGGGAAAAUCAGCAUCUUGUCUACGUCCGACUAUUCUUGCAAAACCAUUGUCAAUAUCAGCACGUGGAAAAUCAAUACGCUGGCUGGAGUUGGCCAGUACAUGUGGGCAGGAUACAACACUGGCAAGGUGUGUGUCUACGACGUUGCUCAGACGCCGUGGGUCGUAUUGAAGGAGUGGCAGGCGCACGACAAUACCGUUUUGAAGAUGAAGGUGGAUUUCGCCAGCGCAUAUCAGUUGGAUCAGCUGCAAGUCGUCUCACUGGGUGCAGAUAGUCGAAUCAAGGUGUGGGACGGCAUGUUGCAGGAUGACUGGCUUGAAGAUGAGAUGAAGUCCAAGGACACGACAUAUUGCGAUUUCGACGAGAUAAAAACGCUGAUAUUUACGUGGAACGCCGGAGCUUCCACCCCUCAUAGUCUCCGGUACUCUGAUGGCGAUGCCACCUUUUUCCAGGACCUUUUGCAAUCGAGCGGCUCUCCCGACAUCUUGGUCUUUGGAUUUCAAGAGCUCGUAGACUUGGAGGAUAAGAAAGCGACAGCAAAGCGACUUCUCAAGUCAAAGAAGAAGGAGGGGACCGACCAGGAACGAAUGAGCCAUCAGUACCGAGACUGGCGCGACUUUCUGCUCAAAACCUUGGACGAUUACAUGCCGGCAGAUGAUCUAUACCAUCUUCUCCACACCGCACCCAUGGUGGGACUGUUUACUUGCGUAUUUGUCAAGUCAUCGUUGAGAGACAGGAUUACGCAUCUAAGCGGUGCCGAAGUAAAGCGAGGUAUGGGAGGCUUGCAUGGAAACAAGGGCGCGGUUGCGGUUCGUUUCCAGGUGGACGACACAUCUCUGUGCUUUAUCAACUGUCACUUGGCCGCCGGUCAGACGCAGGCCAGCUCACGCCACAACGAUGCGGCGGCAAUACUCGAGGCCAACCUAUUCCCCGUGGAGAGAGAUACUGAGAUUCGGAUCGAUACCUUCAGUGGCGGUGGAGAUGGCUCCAUGAUUCUUGAUCACGAGCUCUGCAUUCUCAAUGGUGACCUCAACUACCGCAUCGAUACCAUGUCGCGAGAUACCGUGGUCAAGGCUGUAGAGCAAAACAAUCUGGCCAAGCUCCUGGAGCGUGACCAGUUACUUGUCGCGCGCCGCCGGAAUCCAGCUCUACGGCUACGAGCAUUCGAAGAACUUCCAAUCACGUUUGCACCAACAUACAAAUACGAUGUAGGAACAGACACGUACGACACAAGCGAAAAGCGAAGAAGCCCCGCAUGGUGUGACCGUCUGCUAUUCCGAGGGCGCGGCAGAGUACAGCAACUAGACUAUAGACGGCAUGAAGUGAGGGUGAGCGAUCAUCGGCCUGUCACCGGAGAUUUCCGACUUUGGGUAAAGAAGAUUAGACCAAAGGAACGGGCGGCUGCGUGGAUGCAAUGCCAGCAGGGAUUUGAAGAUGUGCGGCAGAAGGAGUUGGCAGAGGAUAAGUAA